Monoraphidium neglectum is the source of this 3078-nucleotide messenger RNA. RefSeq lists its product as hypothetical. Lineage: Eukaryota; Viridiplantae; Chlorophyta; Chlorophyceae; Sphaeropleales; Selenastraceae. The record is from RefSeq and is a predicted model, not a curated record. The transcript is spliced from 11 exons. The coding region runs from base 1 to 3078 and encodes 1025 amino acids.
AUGCUGCUGCUGUUGCGCGGCGCGGCGGCGCUGCUGCUGCUGGUGGCGUGCAGCGCGUCGGACCCCCUGAUUAAUGGGGAGCAGUCGCCAUCCAAGUACUGGGGGCCAGGCGACAUAGAUUACGCGGUGAUGAACUUCGCAGACCCGCCGCCGGCCAACCCACCGCCGGUGCCCGACGUCGUGUUUGGGCCGGCCCAGCAGGGCUUGGACUACCGCAACUACCGCCCUGACCGCCCCGGUAUCACUACCACCAAGGCGAAGCGCGAGCUAGCCCGCAAGAAGGCCGCCGCACGCGCGUCUGCGGCAGCCAGGAGGGCGGACGCGGGGAUCCAGGGGCUGAUCUCGCGCCGGCGGCGCGGGCUGCGCGCGACGCCGUUCCGCUCGGCGUCCGACGCGGCCGGCGGCAACGCCACGGUGGCGGGCGGCGGCGGGCGCACGGACGCAAGCGGCGGCCACGGCGGCGGCUAUGGCUUUGGCGGCAUCGGCCUGGCCCGCAAGAUCACCGGACGCAACAUCGGAUUCGACGGCAUCGGAGUUCCCGAGACUCGGCUGAUCCCCGAGGAUCUCAGCCUCGCAGUCGGCAACACCGCCGCGAUCCACACGGCAAACAGCAUGAUCAGGUUUUACAGGGUCGACAUUACCGGGAAAAAGGGCAAGCACGGCUUCAUCAACAACCCGAAGGACACCAGCUCUUACCUGAAGCAAGUGUGGACUGCCGACUUUUUCUAUCCGGUCACCCGGCGCCUGGACGGCUCCAACGGCUGCACCCUCGGUGUGUACGCGGCCGCCGUGGCUUACGACAAAUGGGUCGGCCGCUACAUGAUAUCUGCCAUCUGCAACGACGUGCUGCGGCCGCGGAUCCUGCUGGCGGUCUCUACUGUCGACUCUGUCACCGACUACUGGACGCAGUAUGCCGUCUCGGCCGACAACACCGACACGAGCUGGGACUGCGCCAACGGCAAGCGCGCGUUCCCCGAUUACAGCCAGGUUGGCUACAACCGCGAUGGCAUAUAUGUGACCUGGGUGGCAAUCUGCAGCGAAGAGGUGGCCAGCAACGACCAAGUCCAGUCCAGCGCCAUGAUCUACGCGUUCCCCAAGUGGGCCGUGUACGGGGGCAACAACCCGACCCUGAUUAUGAAGCAGUUUUACGUGCCGGUCUUCACGGGGCAAGAUCUGUGCCUGGCGGUCCGCGACCAGGCGCCCUUCCGCCUGCCGACCGGCGGCGACUGCGGCAGCGCGUUUGUGCAGCUGCAGCCGGUGAUGCCGCAGACCGCCAUGGACGUCAGAGCGGGGGAGACCUUCUUUGUGCUGGACUUCCAAUACGACCAGCUGUCCCGCCGCAACUUCCUGCUCGUCGCCCUGAUUGCGACCGGCACCCUUUGGGACAAUGACGGGUUUGGCACCCCUGAACCCUAUAUCCUUGGGCGCUACGUAGACAGGGGGGAGGAGGCAUACGUGGGGGACGACGUCUUCCUUCUGCAGGCGAGCGCGGCGCUAGGGGGCGGGCGACCCGCGCAAGCCAUCUUGACGGCCUUUGUCUUUGCGGCCACACCGCAGAACGCGGCCACGUUCAGCGCAGUGCCUGAUUUGGAUGCCGGCGCGGUCAACCCUCGCGGCUACUGGAACGGAGGGGCGGCCUGCUGCCCUGCUGACAAGGCCCCAACGACGCGCCUCGCAAACUUCCGCUUGCAGGCAGCCUAUGCCAACGGCCGCAUCUACAUCGCCGACAGGACUGAUGUGAUCGACCCACCAGUCCCCCCAGGUUCCACAACCGACAUCUACAACCCCCGGCCUGCAAUCUACUGGGCAUGGGUGCAGCCGACGUUCACGGCAUAUGGGGAGUGCGCCUGCUACUGGAACUUCAAUUGGGGAUAUGGUUUCGGCUGGAUCUGGGACAAGGGGUGCUAUAACCCCAUCACAGGGACGUACACAGCGGGCGGGGGCGGUUACUACACGAGGAGUGGCAGGAAUCUGCAGGGGACGAUCAUGAGGGACCAGGCGACGGCGCCAACCGCGGCAGAGCGGGACCGAAGCACCGUGGUGACGUACAGCGACGCCGGCGGCGCCGGCGCCGGCGGCGCGGGCGGCAGCGGCGCGCAGCGGGGGUACGGCGGCGGCGUCAGCAGCGGAGGCGGCGGCGCCGCAAGUUCAGGCAGGCAGGUCUCCACGAGCUCAAGCAGCGGCGGCAGCUGGGCGGAGCAGGGCGCGGCGCCGCGCGCGCGGCGCACGCCCAACGUCGUCUACAGCGCGGCCGCCGGCGCCGUGGAGCACACCAUCCGGACGCAGGCGCCGCCGGGGUCGCGCGUCAUCGUGCCGCCAGCUGGCGAGACAGAAGCGGCGGCGCUCGACGCAGAGCAGCUGACGCCGGACCAGUGGGCGGCGGCCCAGGAGGCGGCAGCCAAGGGGACCGGGUCCUGGGACUCCAGCGGGCAGAUCAGCGCGAGCGGAAAAGAGUCUCAUAAAUACAGGGAUGUGUACAUGGCGGCGGCUUACUAUACCCCACAGGCCAGCACGUGGCGGGUCGACAUCCGCUGCCGGUUUGACUUUUUGUGGAACGUCAAGAAUAAGGUGUCACUGCUGGCUACGGUCAUCAAGAGCGGCGUCAUCACUUAUGGAUCUGGGGCGGGGCAGCAGGAGGCACCCCUGGGCCUGGCCUACCCCCAGGUCGCCGUCAGGGGCGGCACCAUGCUCGUCACCUACACUUUCAGCUCGUUCGCAAACCUGCCUGCCCAAGCCAAGCGGAUGCCGGCCCCAGUCGACGCCAAGCAGGCGGCCGGCCCGGCGCCGUUCAUCCCCGGGACCCUGUACCCCGAUUCGCCCGCGUAUGCAGGCGUUGCGUACUCGGUGAUCAACGCCGAGGACGCUGCUACCCAGGUUACCAUCGCGUGGCAGAACGACCCCUCCUACGGCCCAAUCAUACAGAACGACCAGCGCUUCGGCGACAGCGCCGGCAUCGACAUACACCCGCUGAGCGGGCGCGUGUGGUCAGCCAAUCUGUACGUUUGGGCGCCCGCGUGGACGGUGGACGGGUCGACGGUGAUCAGCAACGCGGGCGCCAGGAUCACAAUCUUCAGCUGA